UGCAAACCGGUUGUGUACAAACUACUCCGGGGUAGAGACUUGUUUGAGGAGUGAUCGGAGUCGAGCGAUCCAAACCGGUCUGUUUCACGCCAAUGGAGUCGAAUGCAUUGGUUCGGACGCCAGUCAAGGAAGACCUCGGCUCCACCGGCGAUUGCCCCGCGGGACGGUGAGCCGGUUUCUGCCUGCCCAUCGUAGACAUUAUUCGCUCUUGUGCACAUGUUCUGUUCAACAGGUUUACUCACAGAAUAUUGCGUACGUUUUGGUCUAAUCUUAUGGAUUAUCGCAGAUCAGGAAACUCAAUCGCUCUCCGGAGUGCUAUUUACUUAUCUCUCGCUGAUCUCCCUCAUCUUGCUGAUCUAUUCCAAAAAGGCCCAAAUAUUACGCUAUAGCUCAUUUUGCGACGCUAUCCAGAUAUCCUCUUCAAACAUGUCUCAAUUUUGUGAUUCCUAUUUUACUAUUCUAUUCUCGGAGGUCCUUUCCCUUUCUUUCUCAUUAUAUCACGAUUUGAUUGAAUUGAUCUGGUUGUAUGGCUCAGUUCAUGAGUGUAUUCAUCAAAUAAAGACAAGAAAAGCUCACGCUCUGGAAGUAUUAGCGCCACGUUAUUGCAGAUCCUGGAUACUUCCAAGUUGUUUCCGCACUCUAGCUUCAACCUUGCCUGUAUCCAAGUGUUCCUUCUUUUAAUGUGGAAAAACACGCAGGAGGGCGGUAGCACAUAGAAUGGGCAACCAUCGAUAACCGCUUAGCUGUUAGAUUCAGAAUUAGAAACGUGAAGAACAAG
Molecule: messenger RNA, 778 nt
Organism: Aspergillus steynii IBT 23096
Lineage: Eukaryota; Fungi; Ascomycota; Eurotiomycetes; Eurotiales; Aspergillaceae
Exons: 1
Coding region: 217-681 (154 amino acids)
Source: RefSeq, a predicted model, not a curated record